AUGGGCCGAGAAUUUCAAGAAUAUUUUGAAUGUUCCCAAAUCUAUGCUUGUGAAAUAUGCCGAGCUCAUUUAUCUUCCCACAGUCAGCUGAUUUCAAAAGCCUUUUCUGGAAGAGAUGGCAGAGCAUUUUUAUUUAAAACAGUCAUCAACGGAAAGCUUGGGGACCCAGAAGAACAAACUUUGUUAUCAGGCCUAUACAUUAUAAGAGACCUAUACUGUAAAUCAUGUGAUCUUUUAAUUGGAUGAAAAUAUGAUAAAGCAUACACAAAUAAUCAGAAAUAUAAAGAAGGAAAAUUUAUAUUAGAAAGAUACCACAUUGUUAAAAUAGAAUGGGAUAAAUAA
This is a messenger RNA of Blepharisma stoltei, 342 nucleotides long. NCBI's taxonomy places the organism in Eukaryota, Ciliophora, Heterotrichea, Heterotrichida, Blepharismidae. The record is from the annotation of a GenBank genome assembly.